This is a messenger RNA of Scylla paramamosain (green mud crab), 639 nucleotides long. Its product is annotated as peritrophin-1-like. NCBI's taxonomy places the organism in Eukaryota, Metazoa, Arthropoda, Malacostraca, Decapoda, Portunidae. Gene Ontology annotation, molecular function: chitin binding. The transcript has 3 exons. The coding region runs from base 72 to 464 and encodes 130 amino acids. Gene Ontology annotation, cellular component: extracellular region. The record is from RefSeq and is a predicted model, not a curated record.
GCAACAAGCACGUGAUGUGAGGGGCAGGGGAGGGCAAGCAGGCAGGUGGUCGUGUCCCAGCUGCAGAUAAUAUGGGUUGCUGUGAGGAAAUACUAGGGUCAGUACCAGUCAUCGGGUGUUACUGCUUUUGUGGUGGCGUGCCUCUGGUGUUGUUCUUGAUGCAGACGACACACAUUGUCCUGGCUGUGGCUUUCCUUGGCACCCUCGUCUGUGGGGUCCCUCGCGGCACUGAGGUCCCGAAGAUCCCAUGCCCUAGUGAGGUGUCCGACAAGUGCCCCAGCGUAGACGGCCCGACCCCCGUGUACCUGGCCCACCCCAAUGACUGCACCAAAUUCUGUGUGUGCGAUGACAAGGUGGCGUUCGAGCAGGACUGCAUGAAGGGCCUGGUGUUUGAUGAGGUGAUCCACGUAUGCAACUGGCCCUACAAUGUGGACUGCGGCACCCGGCCCAUUCCUCCCAACUGAACACCUGCAGACUGAACCAGCGCCGUGUGUCUCCUGCCCACUCCUCAUGCCAGCCUUUCGCCCCCUGCCUCUGUCCUCUACUCCAGCAGCAGUUACAGAAGCAGGCAUCAUGGAGAAAGGGUAGGAGGAUUUAAAGAAGAAACUGUCCCUGCGUCUUAAUAAAUUAUGUUUUGUG